AUGAUGACAAAAUUUGGUUCGCGAAUCUAUUUGCAAAUUAAAUACUUCACCAUGUUGUCCCGUAUGUGCCCCAUAACCCGCUGUUCACUUACUAUAACGCAAACCCUAAGAACUCCAGUGGCACAUAAAAUAGUUCCUAAAAAUUAUUCAAUCAGAAAUUAUGCCCGUGAACCUCGUUCACGCGUUGCAGCUCGCCCUACACCUACAAUGUGGGAAAGAUUAAUGGCUCCAGCAGGUCCAAAUGCUUUCAGCCUAGGGAAGGGUGCACUAGCAGGAGCUUCUGCAAUGGGGCUCCUUGCACUCUGUUAUUAUGGUACCAGCUCCAAACCAGGAACAUUAGCUGAAGCACAUCUUUGGCCACAGUAUGUCAAAGAUCGAAUCAGGACUACAUAUGCUUAUAUUGCUGGAUCUCUUGUCAUAACUGCUGGCAGUGCCAUAACAGUAUUCAGAACUCCUGCACUUCUCCAGCUGGUUGCAAGAAAUGGAUGGAUGUCGAUAUUAUUGACCUUGGGCUUGAUGGUCGGGUCUGGUAUGGUGGUUCGUGGUAUGGACUAUAAACCCGGAUUUGGAGCCAAACAACUGGCAUGGAUUGUACACACCGGUAUUAUGGGUGCCGUAAUUGCGCCUAUUUGCUUUCUUGGAGGACCGAUAUUGACUCGAGCUGCAUGGUACACUGCAGGAGUGGUGGGAGGGCUGAGCACGAUCGCCAUCUGCGCGCCGUCGGGCGAGUUCCUGAACAUGCGCGCGCCGCUGGCGAUGGGGCUGGGCGCCGUGUUCGCCGCCUCGCUCGCCGGCAUGUUCCUGCCGCCCACCUCCGCGUUGGGGGCAGGAUUGUAUUCCUUAAGCAUGUAUGGUGGUCUCAUAGUAUUCAGUGGUUUCCUCCUUUAUGACACUCAAGCAAUAGUCAAACGUGCUGAAAUUACUCCUGUGUACGGACCACGACCCUACGAUCCAAUCGACUCAGCCGUUUCUGUUUACCUGGACAUCAUUAACAUCUUCAUGCGUAUUGCUAUGAUUAUGUCAGGAGGCGGCAACAAGAGAAAGUAA
Molecule: messenger RNA, 1047 nt
Organism: Arctia plantaginis
Lineage: Eukaryota; Metazoa; Arthropoda; Insecta; Lepidoptera; Erebidae
Source: the annotation of a GenBank genome assembly